Messenger RNA from Plasmodium cynomolgi strain B, 2166 nucleotides. RefSeq lists its product as hypothetical. The transcript is spliced from 2 exons. NCBI's taxonomy places the organism in Eukaryota, Apicomplexa, Aconoidasida, Haemosporida, Plasmodiidae. The record is from RefSeq and is a predicted model, not a curated record. Bases 1 to 2166 code for a protein of 721 amino acids.
AUGGUAGACUUGUACAAGAAGCCAAAGAACAUGUUCGUAGGAAUGUACUACAGUAAGGACCACAUGGGCAGGCGGAGAAAUAACAACUACUAUGGGUACAGCAAUAAGUACAGAGGGUACAACUACUACAACAAGCUGCACAAUUAUAGGAAGGGGAACCACUACGAGGCGCAGCAGGGGGUAGUGGCUGAGCAGCAGAGGGAGCAGCAGGGGGAGCAACAGAGGGAGCAGCGGGGGGUAGUGGCUGAGCAGCAGAGGGAGAAGCAAAAGGAGGAGGUUCCCGCAAGUGACCCCGCAAAGGAGGCCAACGGUUCAGGCAAAACAGAAGGCAAAAAGCGCAAAGCAGAAAAGGAAACGGAAAAGGACGAAGUCGGAAGUAGAGACAAGAAAAAGGAAACCAGCAGAAAAAAAUGCAUCAUAAAAAUACUUAAAAGACCAACCGAGGCAGUGAACAACGAGGAAGGAAAGGACAAGAACCCCGUGGGAGGGGAGAAGCGCGCAAUGGAGGAAACGGAGCAGAAAGAGCCUCAGAAGGAGCAGCAAAAAAAGAAGAAAAAGGAGAAAGCAAAAGAAAAUGAGAGGGAAGGCGCCAAAGAUUGCGUCGAACAAAAGAGCAAAAAGAAAAAGGAGGGAGAAGGUAUUACCAGUAAGGCCAAAAAGGUAAAGGACGGAUUCAAAUUUACGUCCACACAGGAACUGUUUAAUUUGCUGCUGAAGGAUGUUAAGAAUAACUCCCUUGAUGAGGAGGACGACGAGGAAGAGAUGGCGAAGCAGGCGAAGAAGAAAAAAGGCGCCACCAAGAGUGGGGAUCCCGCGAAAGGACUCUCAGAAGGUACAAAAAUGGAGAGCGAAAAUGAAAAUGCGAAGAAAAGUACCAAAAGGAGCAUACCAGAUUUGGCAAAGAAAGGUGCGACGAGCGCAAUGGGAGUGAAGGAUACUCAACCCGGCCGUAAUGAUGAUGUGGCUCAGCAGCAUAAUCAGGAAGUGGAAAAAAUCGCCAAGGAAAGUGAACAAGGGAAGAGCAUUAAGGGCAAGGAAGGAAACAACAGCAGUGAUGUACCAAAGAGCGAUAAAAUAAUCGAAGCAGAGGAAAAAUGCUCAAAUUCUGCCAGCAAAAACAGCGCUGCUCAAACGACGAAGACCGCAGGAGCCAAUGCCCAUGUUAAAGAGAGCGCCAUUGCAUUAAAGGGAAAAAAGGGAACUGCCAGCGGAAGCAAUAAGUACAACAACCAUAUGAGCAUCGGAAGCAACAUCAGCAGGGGGAGAAAAAUUAUAAAAAUAAUUAAGAAUGUCGAAAAUGGGAGAUAUUAUUACACAGGGAGCAGAAAGAACCUAGCUGCAGUGGUCGAUGGCUUCGGAGGAGGAGGUGCUGCAGGUCAUUAUGUGAAGUAUGCCACGUCGAAGUAUCCAAAUUUUACAACUAGUUGUAGUUUGCUUAGUCAGGCGUCGAACAUGGAGCUGUACAAGCACAACAGUUUGAAUAGCAGACUGAUCAAUAGCUUGAGGGGUGGCAUGGGUGCCGGCCAAAGGAAUGACGACUGUAGGCGGGCUGGCAAGAAGGAGGAGGAAGAAGGGUUCUUCGCCGUCCCCAUAUAUAUGAGAUCCCCCAAGCCGGAGCAGAUCCCCAUACCGGUGUACCUGUCGGAGGUGGCCGACCAGAUGGGGGCUCAAGAGGGAGCGCAGGAGGGAACGCAGGAAAGAUUGCGAGAGGUGCGAGAGGUGCCGGGUGUGCAAACGGACGUCAAAGCGGCCAUCGAAGCGCCCCCCGAGGCGGCGAACGUGCAGGGUAGGAAAUCCAAAAGCAAGGGCCAAGCCCAAAACGCAAAGGGAGCACCGAACGGAAAUGCACAUAAUAAGGACAGCCAAAACGCUCAAAACUUUACGAAGAAAAACGAACAAAACAACCAUGCCAAUAAACAUAGUUACGAUUUUAUGAACACGGGAAAUGUGAAAAGCAACAAAAUGUACAACAUGUAUUGGAUGCACUCGUCUUAUGUGAAGGGCGCGAACUACAACGGUAGCAAUCUGCACGGGAGCGGGAAAAACUUGAAAAUGGAAAAAUAUUUUCACAACAAGAGGUACAAAGUUAAGGCGUACUUGAGUGACAACAACCAGAAGAGUAAAAAUUUGAACCCCCUCAAGGAGGUGAAGAUUGCUGUGUAUUGA